GAGGAGUCGGCGGGCUGGGCCGGGCCGGGCCGGGCGGGAAACGUUAGGCCAGCGGCCCCCGGGGCGCGGGGGUCGAGCGGGCGGGGAGGGCCCGAGGCAAGCUCUGCCCGGAUGAGGAACAAAGCGGUGGGGCAGGCGCGCGCGCCCCCCGCGCGGCCGGCAGGUUGGGCAGCCCCCCUCCCGAAGCUUCUGGAGGAAAAGCCCCGGGUGUCCCCCGGCAUGCCCCAUCUCGCGGCGGGGUGCGCGGCCGCCGGCCCUCGGGAGAAGUUGGGCGGCCCCGGACGGCCGCGGGGCCGAGGGGCCGCGUUUGUGCAGCGGUUGUAAGCAAGAUGCGGUAGCACGUGACCCUGGAACGCAAACCCUGAUGCCGGUUCCCCGCCGCGCGUGUGUUCUUUUCUCUGACACUUGGCCCCAAGCAGAUGCAUCACAGGAUGAAUGAAAUGAACCUGAGCCCAGUGGGGAUGGAGCAGCUGACUUCAUCCUCUGUGAGCAAUGCCUUGCCAGGCUCAGGGAGUCACCUAGGGUUGGCUGCCUCACCCACUCACAAUGCCAUCCCUGCCCCAGGCCUGCCAGUGGCAAUUCCAAACCUGGGUCCCUCCCUGAGCUCUCUGCCUUCUGCUUUGUCUCUGAUGCUCCCAAUGGGUAUUGGGGAUCGAGGGGUGAUGUGUGGGUUACCCGAAAGAAACUACACCCUACCUCCACCACCUUACCCCCACCUGGAGAGCAGUUACUUCAGAACCAUUCUACCUGGCAUUUUAUCUUAUUUAGCUGACAGACCACCACCUCAGUAUAUCCACCCUAACUCUAUAAAUGUUGAUGGUAAUACAGCAUUAUCUAUCGCCAAUAACGCUUCAGCUCUAGAUCCCUAUCAGUCCAAUGGAAAUGUUGGAUUAGAACCAGGCAUUGUUUCAAUAGACUCUCGCUCUGUGAACACACAUGGUGCCCAAAGUCUUCAUCCCAGUGAUGGCCAUGAGGUGGCCUUGGACACAACAAUCACUAUGGAGAAUGUCUCUAGGGUUACCAGCCCAAUCUCUACAGAUGGAAUGGCAGAAGAGCUUACAAUGGACGGAGUUGCAGGCGAGCAUGCCCAAAUCCCAAAUGGCUCCAGAAGUCAUGAACCUCUGUCUGUAGAUUCUGUGAGCAACAACCUUGCAGCAGACACUGUAGGACAUGGUGGUGUGAUACCCAUUCAUGGGAAUGGCCUGGAGCUCCCUGUGGUCAUGGAGACAGACCACAUUGCAAGUCGAGUCAACGGGAUGUCUGACAGUGCCCUCAGUGACUCCAUCCACACCGUGGCCAUGAGCACCAACUCUGUAAGCGUGGCACUCUCUACCUCACACAACCUCGCCUCCUUAGAAUCUGUUUCCCUCCAUGAAGUUGGCCUAAGCCUAGAACCUGUGGCUGUCUCCUCCAUCACCCAGGAGGUUGCUAUGGGGACAGGUCAUGUAGAUGUAUCUUCAGACAGUCUUUCUUUUGUACCACCUUCACUGCAAAUGGAAGACUCCAAUUCAAACAAGGAAAAUAUGGCAACCUUGUUUACAAUUUGGUGCACGCUCUGUGACCGAGCCUAUCCCUCAGACUGCCCUGAUCACGGACCAGUGACUUUUGUUCCUGACACUCCAAUAGAGAGCAGGGCGAGGCUUUCUCUCCCAAAGCAGCUUGUUCUUCGCCAGUCAGUUGUGGGAGCAGAAGUUGGUGUAUGGACUGGAGAAACCAUUCCUGUGCGGACUUGCUUUGGGCCUCUCAUUGGCCAGCAGAGUCACUCCAUGGAAGUAGCAGAAUGGACAGACAAGGCGGUUAACCAUAUAUGGAAGAUAUACCACAACGGUGUCCUAGAAUUCUGCAUCAUUACAACUGAUGAAAAUGAAUGUAAUUGGAUGAUGUUUGUGCGCAAAGCCAGGAACCGGGAAGAACAGAAUUUGGUGGCUUAUCCCCAUGAUGGAAAAAUCUAUUUCUGCACUUCACAAGAUAUCCCUCCUGAAAAUGAACUGCUUUUUUAUUACAGCCGGGAUUAUGCUCAGCAGAUUGGUGUUCCUGAACACCCAGAUGUGCACCUCUGUAACUGUGGCAAGGAGUGCAAUUCCUAUACAGAGUUCAAAGCUCACCUUACCAGCCACAUCCAUAACCAUCUUCAUAGCCAGGGCCACAGCAGCAGCCAUGGACCAAGCCACAGCAAAGAGAGGAAGUGGAAGUGCUCCAUGUGCCCCCAGGCUUUUAUCUCUCCUUCCAAACUUCACGUCCACUUUAUGGGUCACAUGGGUAUGAAGCCCCACAAGUGUGAUUUCUGUAGCAAGGCUUUUAGUGACCCUAGCAACCUGCGGACCCACCUCAAGAUACAUACAGGUCAGAAGAACUACAGAUGUACUUUGUGUGACAAGUCUUUCACCCAAAAGGCUCACCUUGAGUCCCACAUGGUUAUCCACACGGGCGAGAAGAAUCUCAAGUGUGAUUACUGCGACAAGUUGUUCAUGCGGAGGCAGGACCUCAAGCAACACGUACUCAUCCACACACAAGAGCGCCAGAUCAAGUGUCCCAAGUGCGAUAAGCUGUUCUUGAGAACAAAUCAUUUAAAGAAACAUCUCAAUUCUCACGAAGGAAAACGCGAUUAUGUCUGUGAAAAGUGUACAAAGGCUUAUCUUACCAAAUAUCAUCUCACCCGCCACCUGAAAACCUGCAAAGGUCCCACCUCCAGUUCAUCAGCACAAGAGGAGGAAGAAGAGGAUGACUCCGAGGAGGAAGAGCUAGCAGACUCUGUGGGGACAGAAGACUGUCGAAUUAACAGUGCUGUGUAUUCAGCAGAUGAGUCUCUCUCGGCACAUAAAUAAAAGCCAACUAUUUUGGAUGGAAAAUGCAAAAGGGAAAAACGUACAACUAGCUAUCCACUACAGUGGUUUUUGUAUAAAAUGGUUUCUGAUUUUUUUUUCCAGCCGACAGUCAAAGCAGACUGGGAAAGGAUAAAGCGCUUAGAGAAGAGUAUCCUAAUGAAAACACUUUAGAACAGAUUGGGAAAAAAGAGCAGGUAACCUAUUUUUAAGUGAUGUGUGGGGAGGAAAGCAUCAGCUUUUGAAGUCUGUUCUUUAUUUACAUGGGAAACUAGGUGGUGCAUUUAUACCUGAGUCAGAGCUGUCCUCUGCCCAGACCAAUCAGAUUUAUUUUAGAUUCUUCCAUUGUUCCAUUUUCCUCCCAGCCCCAUGCCUUGGUCCCUGCCUCACAGCCAUCCUGAUUGCUGAUUGUGGUUCCGGUGUUUCGUUUUAUGUAGACUAUCGUGACUUAAGUCAUCCCAGAGUGGAUUGGAACACGGCAGUGUAAGCUUGUUACUUUGCAGCUAACAAGGUUAAAGCAACACCUGCCUUAAUCUCUCUUGGCUUCUUGGGAAUUUAGGGUAGACCUUGCUUCUCAGAAUUUCAGCAGAUGCCUAGAGAGGGCAGAUUAAAAAGGACUAGCCAGGCAGCAGGCAAUGGUGGAGAAAAGAAAAGGAGAGACACUUGGGCCACUGUCCAGAAAACUAGCUUUGGCGGAAGCCAGGUUGAGCCACCUGGUUAUUAUUGCUUAGAGAUCCUUGUAGGUUCAGACAUGUGUCUGUCUCCAAUAAAGCCUCCAGCCUCUAGACAAAGGGGACCCGGAGGUGUAGUGAGCCAAGUAAUGCCUGCUGGAUAAUCUCCUGACAACAAGCACAUGUGGACUCAGCUGGCAAAGUGGUAUCUUGGACCGUGGAAGGAAUGAGGGAAAGAUCCUUUAUAUCUGAUUUAUCCUAUGAAAAAGAACAAGACACCAUGAAAAUGUUGCCAGCACGGAAUGACAAAUGAUUCCAAACACAUUGGGGCAUUUGCAAGGUUAGACCUCAGCUGUCCGUGGUGAAGGAGCUCCUCUGUUAAGCAUGGCAGGUGCCAAAGGAUUUUGAAGGUGUAGAAGGCUUAAUGGUCACCACAUGGGUGUGUUUCAGGGUCCCAGCUUAGUUAGUUCAUCCCUCCGGUCCUUCACUUGGUCUCACAUGCGUACCCUGUUUACACAGCAAGAGGCAGACACAUCCCUGAGCUGACGGUUGCUAGAACGUGCGCCUGCUCUAAGGUGCAGCCUUGGGGCUGGAGCACAGAGGACUCUGGUAGGAAGGUUUUGCUGCUAAUGUAUUUAUGGAAUGAAUGUAUUUCAUUCAAAUCUGUAUUCCUCUAGGAAGGAUUAAAAUAAAAGCCUUUUUUAAAAUA
Acinonyx jubatus (cheetah) is the source of this 4202-nucleotide messenger RNA. RefSeq names its product PR/SET domain 4 (gene PRDM4). The transcript is spliced from 12 exons. Gene Ontology annotation, biological process: transcription by RNA polymerase II; cell fate commitment; regulation of transcription by RNA polymerase II. The record is from RefSeq and is a predicted model, not a curated record. Lineage: Eukaryota; Metazoa; Chordata; Mammalia; Carnivora; Felidae. Bases 420 to 2825 code for a protein of 801 amino acids. Gene Ontology annotation, cellular component: nucleus; cytoplasm. Gene Ontology annotation, molecular function: histone methyltransferase binding; DNA-binding transcription factor activity, RNA polymerase II-specific; RNA polymerase II cis-regulatory region sequence-specific DNA binding.